GUUUUACUUAGCAAGAACAUCACCAAAACUUUUCCGAAGAGAAUCGUGAUGGCGACAUCAAAAGUUAGACUAAAAGUUUGGUUCGAGAAGAAAAUCACCGAACCUCUUGUCCAGAUCCUGUGCAGAGGUGCUGAGCCAAAGCAGCUGGCUUUCUCUGCGGCAUUGGGCAUUACCAUGGGAGUAUUUCCAGUCUGUGGUGUUACCGUGUUGCUGUGUGGAGUAGCUAUUGCGUUACUUGGAUCUCUUUGUCAUGCUCCUACUGUCAUGUUGUUUAACUUCAUUGCUACUCCUGUUGAACUAAGUCUUGUGGUGCCUUUCUUACGGCUUGGCGAAAAGCUAACCGGUGGACCUCAUUUUCCUCUAACAUCCGAUGCUCUAAAGAAGGUUUUCACAGGCCAAGCUUCCAGUGAAGUUUUCUUAAGCAUUGGUAAUGCGCUACUAGGGUGGCUAAUAGCGACUCCAUUUGUUAUCAUUGGACUAUACAUUCUCUUUCUACCAUGUUUCAAAAUCCUUAUCCGUAAAUUCAGCUCUGUUUCUCCAAGCGCAAAAUCACCAACCAAUCUGCACUCAGACCACAAGUCAAAGGAAAGGGUCGCUUAAGUCAACAGAGACCAAGAACCUCACAUCUCCUACACCGCUCUAUAUCAUUAAGGUUCUUGGUUCCUGCAAAGCUUAACCUGGUGUUGUGCUAUGUGAUGUUGGUGUUUAAGCUUUUCUUCAGCAAUAGGCCGGUAUAUGCAAAUCAGUGAUAAAACUAACAACUUAAAUAGCUUUUAGUGUCGUGUUGUGUGUGUAUAUUGAUGAUAAAUGUACAAGAACAUGGGAUGUCCAAGGGAGUUAUGGGUUCCCAUAUAAAAUAAACCUUUAAUCGUUAAUGUUUUUAAAAUUUAAGAACAAAACAAAAACAAUCUUGUAUGUAUCUUCAUUUGGUUGCAAAGCAAAGCAGUAUAAUCGAAGACAUGAAGUCGAC
Messenger RNA from Eruca vesicaria subsp. sativa (arugula), 970 nucleotides. The record is from the annotation of a GenBank genome assembly. NCBI's taxonomy places the organism in Eukaryota, Viridiplantae, Streptophyta, Magnoliopsida, Brassicales, Brassicaceae.